UGUUGCGUUUAGUGCGUUAAACAAAUUUGAAUCGUCAACAGGCGAACAGUGCGUUAGUCGGGUCUCGGUCUCGCUGCGGAACCAUUGCGUGUUUAUUUUCGUGUCACGAGCACGAUCGUGUAUGAAUCAAAGGCGUCUUUGAUCAGCCAGAGCACAAGCUGUACAGCACAACGGAAAAUGUAAAGUGAUUGAUCGUCAGGUUUGAGUUUUCAGUGAGUUUUUGUAAUAACAACCAAGCCGAGCCGAGCGAAAACAAAAAAAGAAUGUUCCCAAGUGAAGAUGAUUCAUUCGAAGAACAAAUGGUGAAGUAAGGCUAGAAGGGGUGAAAAGUAUAUAGUGCAAUUGGUUUAGUGCAUUAAGGCUAGUUUAUUGAUGAGUGGAUGUGAUAGUUUAACCACCGUUUUGGGGAAAGUGUAAACAAAAGUUUUGAUAUUAUGAAGCAAAGAGUGAAUUACGUUACGAGUUCGCUAAUACGAAUGUGAUGUGAUAUAGAGUGGUGAAAUAAUAUAAUGAGCAUUAUUUUUUUUUUGUUAAACCGCCAUGCAUUGAGUGAAUGUGUGUAGAACAGAUUCGAGAAUUCAUCCAUUUCAAAGCAAAAGUGUUAGCCCCAGUUUCAAUAACCGCUGUGACGUACAACAGAAAGAAAACAUGCUGCAGCAUCCAUCGAGCGAUUACUACGAGCUAUCUGUGGCCACCAAACAGACGCCCCCAACAUUUAGUCCACAAGGUGGUGUCGGUGGUGGUGGCGGUGGUGGAGGGACGGGCACAUUAGUGAUUAACAGCAAUAACAACAACAACAACAACAGCAAUAGUGUGAAUAAUAAUAACAAUAGCAGCGCCCCGAGCGACGCUGAUCUGGAGCUGAUUGCGCAGAAUGGGACAAACGUCGGGUCGGCCGCUGAUCGAGAAUCGUUGCCAAGCUUCGGCUUCACCCAGGAGCAGGUGGCGUGCGUUUGCGAGGUUCUACAGCAGGCAGGGAAUGUGGAGCGGUUAGGACGAUUUCUCUGGUCUCUGCCACAGUGUGAUAAGCUGCAGCUGCACGAAUCCGUCCUGAAGGCGAAGGCAGUAGUCGCGUUUCAUCGCGGUAACUUCAAGGAGCUGUAUCGGCUACUCGAACACCAUCAGUACUCGCCGCACAACCACGCCAAACUGCAGGCACUAUGGCUUAAAGCACACUACGUGGAGGCAGAAAAGCUUCGUGGACGACCGCUCGGUGCGGUCGGUAAAUAUCGUGUCCGGCGCAAAUUCCCACUGCCUCGCACAAUCUGGGAUGGAGAGGAAACGAGCUACUGUUUUAAGGAAAAAUCAAGAUCGGUCCUGCGCGAUUGGUACACCCAUAAUCCCUACCCAUCGCCAAGAGAAAAGCGGGAGCUGGCCGAAGCAACCGGAUUAACGACGACGCAGGUCUCGAAUUGGUUCAAAAAUCGACGACAGCGUGAUCGAGCAGCUGAGCACAAAGACACUGGAGAAUCGGACAAGCAGCAUCUGGACUCGUCGAGCGAUUCCGAUAUGGAGGGCCCAAGUUUGGCCUCGAUGACCUCCGGCAAUGGUGUCGGUGGACCGGGCGGAGUUCUGCAUGCAACUGCCGGUGGUGGAAUACAUCUCGGUACGAGCGGUGGAACCCUAACGUCCCACACGGCCAGUGGAGGAGUGUCCGGUGGUGUGCUGGGCGGUGGUUCGACCGGUGGUCCCGGUGCAGGCGGUGGAGGUGGUGGUGGUGGAGUUGGGCUUGGUUCGGGGUCUCUUGAACAUCAUCACCAGCACGGUGCUCACACGCAUCAUGCACACCAUCAAGGUUCGGCUCAUGCGCACACACCAGGAGCACAGCAGCAGCAAGGACAAGCGCAUUCCCAUGCACACCACAACCAUCAGCAGCAGCAACAGCAGCAACAGCAGCAACAGCAACAGCAGCAACAGCAUCUGCACCACCAUCAUCAUCAUCAUCAUCAACCCCAACCACUAGGUACGCGGAAUGGCAACCUGAUGAACAUUGGGCCCGGUGUCGGUAGCAAAACGACAUCGAUCGGAUCCCUCUCGGCGGCGGCUGCCUAUUCGCACUUUCACAACGUGAUGGGUUCGAUGCCACUGUACGAUAUCGGUGAUUAUCAGCACUUAUGAUUUUAAGCCACCAGUCACAAAUCCUUACCCCUUUGUGGAAUGGAAAACGGGAGGAGUUAUCCAGCAGUUGCUUGGCAUAUUCCAUCCAUGGCGUACAUUCGGUGAGGCAACUAGAAAACGCACGCGCGAUCUUUGCUAGUGAAAUAAUGCAUAUUAACUCAAUUUGAAAUUUCGGGCGUAGCGUUUCAAUAGUUUUCUUUGUGUAAUCAAAAGUUUACGGCUAAGAAUAGUGUAUUUAAAUGAAAAUAUGGAAUGCAUAUACUAGAUCAACUUAUA
Molecule: messenger RNA, 2394 nt
Organism: Anopheles funestus (African malaria mosquito)
Lineage: Eukaryota; Metazoa; Arthropoda; Insecta; Diptera; Culicidae
Product: protein sine oculis-like
Exons: 6
Coding region: 649-2118 (489 amino acids)
Biological process (GO): regulation of transcription by RNA polymerase II
Cellular component (GO): transcription regulator complex; nucleus
Molecular function (GO): DNA-binding transcription factor activity, RNA polymerase II-specific; RNA polymerase II cis-regulatory region sequence-specific DNA binding
Source: RefSeq, a predicted model, not a curated record